Molecule: messenger RNA, 4876 nt
Organism: Triplophysa dalaica
Lineage: Eukaryota; Metazoa; Chordata; Actinopteri; Cypriniformes; Nemacheilidae
Gene: esrra
Product: estrogen-related receptor alpha
Exons: 8
Coding region: 489-1802 (437 amino acids)
Biological process (GO): regulation of DNA-templated transcription
Cellular component (GO): nucleus
Molecular function (GO): DNA-binding transcription factor activity; nuclear steroid receptor activity; sequence-specific DNA binding
Source: RefSeq, a predicted model, not a curated record
AGCUGUAUUAGCGGAAGACGGGAUUCAGGCUUGUAGUGACAACUAGAAACAGCAAUAUGGGGAACUAGUCCAGGGAAGAGCGAUUGAAUUGGAUUAAACCAACAUUUUGCUCAGAUGGUAGAGACGCAGUUCAUAUCGCGUUGAUUUUAUUCUACACGUUCAUUAUUUUACUUAUCAGAGCACCAGAAUUGCUAAAGUAGCAUUUAUUACUAAGGUAGCCCACUUCAGCAAUGAGGGCUCUCUAAAUCGCCGUGUGUGGAAGAUACAGUGUUGCGAUAUACGUGAUAAUACGUAAUCGGAUCGACUGUUUUGCCGAAGAGUUCGUUUUUUCUCCUUUAAGGCAUCGCACACCAGCAAUGUUCUCGGAAAUAUUGGGUUCCUGAUGCCCAGUUUGAACUGACCUGUAGUCUUUUGACACCAGAAGAGAGAGAGAAGAUUUUCUGUGCACGUUCAGCAAAAGAUCAUCACUCUCGUGCAAAAGAGGUAUAAUGUCUUCCAGGGAGCGACGCUCUGAUCUGUACAUAAAGGCCGAACCCAGCAGUCCAGACGGAGGAGGUGGUGGUGGUGGUGGUGGCAGAACCAGCCCAGGAGGUGCAUCCUCAGACUCGUCCCAUAGCGGAGGAGGGGGUUCCAGAGGAGAUGGGACUGGACGCUACUCUCCGCCCCUUUACACCCCCGCUCUGCGAUGCCACUUUAAGGAGGAAGGUGCAGAUGGAGUCGAAGAAGGAUCUACCGGGAGCGCCGGUGGACGCUGCAAGUAUGCGCUGAGCACGCUUCCAAAAAGACUGUGCUUGGUGUGUGGAGAUGUGGCUUCUGGGUACCACUACGGAGUGGCUUCCUGCGAAGCCUGUAAAGCUUUCUUCAAAAGAACCAUACAGGGCAAUAUUGAAUACAGUUGUCCAGCCUCCAAUGAAUGUGAGAUCACCAAGCGCCGCAGGAAGGCCUGUCAGGCAUGUCGCUUCACCAAAUGUCUCAAAGUAGGCAUGCUCAAAGAAGGAGUCCGUCUGGAUAGGGUCAGAGGCGGAAGACAGAAGUACAAGAGACGCCCGGAGGUGGAGAAUGCCACAUACCAGAGUUCAGCAAUACCUUUAAGGAAGGAGGGAGAGAAAGGUUCAUCCAGCAUCAUCGUGUCUCAUCUGCUUGUGGCGGAGCCAGAAAAGCUGUUUGCUAUGCCAGACCCCUUGCAGCCUGACACAGCCCAGCGCACGCUCACCACUCUCUGUGACCUGGCCGACCGGGAACUAGUUGUCAUCAUCGGCUGGGCCAAGCACAUUCCUGGUUUCCUCUCCUUAUCCCUGGCAGACCAGAUGUCCGUUCUGCAGUCGGUGUGGCUGGAGGUGUUGGUGUUGGGGGUGGCUUACCGUUCUCUCGGCUGCGAGGAUGAGGUGGUGUUCGCCGAAGACUUUGUUCUGGAUGAGGAGAUGUCACGGGUGGCCGGCCUAACCGAGCUCAACGCGGCCAUCAGCCAACUUGCGCGCCGCUUCAGGGCCCUGCAGCUGGACCGCGAGGAGUUUGUCAUGCUCAAGGCCAUCGCUCUCACCAACUCAGAUUCAGUGUACAUUGAGGACAUGGAGGCCGUGCAGAAGUUAAGGGACCUGCUGCAUCAGGCUCUGCUAGAAAUGGAGAUCCAACGACGUCCCGAUGACCCACAGCGUGCCGGACGUCUCCUCCUCACCCUGCCGCUCCUAAGGCAGACGGCUGGCCGGGCCCUUACCACCUUCUACAGCAUCAAGACUCGUGGCGGGGUGCCCAUGCACAAACUUUUCUUGGAGAUGCUAGAGGCCAUGAUGGACUCACCAUAGAAGGAGGACAGCACUUGGAGGAAUGAAUGAGGAAAACAGGCAAAUUGUCUGCAGUCUUUUUUUGUGAUAGUGCUUUUUCUUGUGAAAAGACAGCGCAAGGGCUAAAAAAGCCAAAAGAAGCGAUUUGACACAAGGGUUGAAAAUGAAGACGACGCUUUGUGUAAUCAACUGUCCAAACUUCUACGUAUAAAAGGUUGUUAAUGUCAAAUUCUCCACCGUCAUUUGAUUUCACGAAACUCGUCAGAAAACAGUUUGGGUGGGACAAACUUUAUAUUUAUAUCAGUGUAAGCGGCACCGCAGGUUGUGUAAUUCAUUUUCCCACAUCAUGGCCAUCCUGUUUGCUCGAGAUAAGUGUUUAGAGAAGCUAACCAUUACUGUAAGCAUUACUGUAAACUCAGAGAAAUUUACGUGCCAAGGGCGUCUAUUGAGACUGCAGCAAUACGAACUCUUUCACAAAAUCACGUUAAUGGUCAAUUCUGUGAUAUCGCUUUGAUUUCUCAUUUUUGAAUGAAGGUCGCCCAUUGAAACAAACCGCAUGACAUGCACAGCAUGUCUUAAAACACAGUACUAUCACUACACUGAUAAUCCACAGUAAGCUUUCUUUAAUGUAAGUUAAUGCCCUCAUUACAAGCGUUUAAAUAUGCAAAACCGUUAAACAUAAGUGAAGACCAACAGGAGAGUUUACACAAACUGCUGUUUGUAGCUACAGAGGUCUUUAAGAAACUUAUUUCAGUUUACUGGUAUACACCGGUACAUUUACUACAAGCAAAUAUAGUGCAACAUGUAACAUAACGGAAAGCAAUAUGAAAGAUUUCAUAUAAUUAGUUUGAUGUCGGCUAUUUUUAUAAUGGCUACAUAUAGAAGCCAAUGCGCCUCCAGGUAUGUCCUGCUUGGAAUCGCAGUUUAGUUUUGGUGUAGUCCCAUAGCAAAGACGAUUAAAAAAACAAAUAAAAAUAAACGUUUAUAGAAACUAUACAUCACCGUCCUUUGUAUAUUUACCAGAUAACGUCAUCCUCUUUAGAUGUGGUUUGUGUGUGGAAUGUGAGAUUAUAGGUACUAUAGAUGCAAAGUGCACACGCUGAGCUGAACUGAACCGCAGGUGCGUCUAAAUCAGGGUAAAUAUGGAGUCUUUCGCUCCUGUAGGCCAGCUGACUACUACUUAGAUUUUAGCCAUUUUGCUGUGAGAUUUUCAAAUAGGUGGUUCAAAUCCAGUUUAAAAGAUACCGCGGGGCCUCAUCCGUGUCACAGAUCCUCAAUUCUUCCAUUGUCCCUGAUCAUAUGACACUGGCCCGCGAAGUGACCCAUUGAGCCAGCGCUGUUGGAAUCAUUCAGCUCGCAUUUGUUGCUUCUGCAUUCAGAAAGACUGAAAAAACGUUCAUUUGAGGAAAGAAAAAAAGAUUCCUUGCUGUAUUUCACCUGGACGCAGCGAACAGUCUCUGUCGGUUCAUUGAGGCAAAGAGCAACAUUAAAUGCAAAUGGGAAGCCCCAGAACGCGGGGUCAGAUCGAAACUGUACUUCAAUGAAGACGUUUGUUUGUUUUACUGCUGUGUGUGGUCUGUUUGUAGUUGUUUGUUUGCAGACGAUGGUCUGGUAUUAUAUGCAAUCAUACUCGGUUGAGUGCUACAACUUCGCUACCUUUUAUUUAUUAGACACAUUUUAAAACAAGGGGAAGAAAAGCCAGUUGCCAUUUUGGCCUCUUACCGAUUUAAGUACUAACAUUUGAAACCACUGUUGUACAUUCAGACCUCUGAGGCGAUGUCAUAUAGACUGUAUACUUUUAGCAGCAAUGAUUGUAUGUGCACUCUCAUAAUGGUUGACAUUAGCAGGAAUCAGGAUAAAACCACAUCCUGGACUUGAAAGGAUCUUCCAUGAUCUGUAACGUUUUCAGCUCAAGAAUAUUUUAGAUGUGUACAUCUUUAGAUAUCAAAUUUUAGUCAGCAAGUCACCACUGAAUUCUGGCUGACUUUGAUUUUGGUUUUUCAUAUAUACCGUGAAGCUUGGCCUCGGGUUUGGUAUCGAAAUAAAGCAAUCCAUUUGGGAGAAUGUUAUGAAAUGUGUUUUUUAUCUAAUUGUCUUUUUGAUUUUUUUUUCUUUUUGUAAUUAAAGUACUAAUUUUGCAAAGAACAUGAAAGCCAGUGGAAGUUAGCUGUAUAUUGUCUUUUUUCUUGUGAAACUUUAUUACAAUAUAGUAUUUCAGACACUAAUAUAAAAUACUGCAAAACUUGCUCUUGCUCCCUUAUUUUUUUCUGACUCGUGUAAUACUCAAACGCCGCCAGUCUUAUAAGGGAACUUUGGGAUACGUCAAUAAAAUUGGCUCACUCUAUACACAUCUAUAAAAUCUAAAAUAUGAAUUUUCCUUUUUCAACUUUAUUUUUUUCCCAUUUGUACACAAGAGUGUGUCUCUCCUAAGCGGUUAUUGGGGUGUCAUGAAAUGUGUACAUAAACAUGAGUGAGUGGGUCCAUUUAAAGAUGGCUGUAAAAUAUGUCAAUGUUUGUAUCAAUAAUGCUAAUAUAACAAUAUUACAGUAGUGUUUUAAUAGCGGUAAGCAUUAAAUAAAGCCAUUUGUCUGUCAAAUGUAGAACAUUACAUGAUUGAAAGAUAAGUUAAAUCCACGGCUAGGUGUUUGUGUGUCUUUGUAUAUUUAUGUAAAUGAGCAAUACCAGAAUUUACCAAAAUGUUUUUUUUCCUCUGUAUAUUGAUAUACUGUAAAUCAAACCUCAAGAGUACCACUAGUGACAACAGUUAAUAGUAAUAAUAUAAACUACGGUAAAGAACAAAUCAAUAUUUGUAUUCAAAAACGUUGUAUUUAAAAUAUUAAAAUCUAUUUUUUACUCAAUUUGCGGAUGUUUAUUAAUAUUAUUUUUCUGGUAUUUGUGUGUGUUGAAGUCAAAUUAUUGUAAAUGUCUGUGCUCUUGUUUCUUUUUGUAAAGCUCAGUGGUUCUGUGGUAGUAACUAUUUCCACACUUUGUUCAUAUUGAAUCACUGUGAAGAGAAAGCAAACACGAAAACACCACAGGAGUAUUUUAAAAUAUUGUCCGUGUCAAUGUGUUUUUUAAUAAAUUAACACACCUCA